Necator americanus (New World hookworm) is the source of this 402-nucleotide messenger RNA. RefSeq lists its product as uncharacterized. The record is from RefSeq and is a predicted model, not a curated record. Gene Ontology annotation, molecular function: ATPase activator activity. Gene Ontology annotation, cellular component: PAM complex, Tim23 associated import motor. The transcript is spliced from 4 exons. Lineage: Eukaryota; Metazoa; Nematoda; Chromadorea; Rhabditida; Ancylostomatidae. Bases 1 to 402 code for a protein of 133 amino acids. Gene Ontology annotation, biological process: protein import into mitochondrial matrix.
AUGGAUAGUCAUAAUUUUCCUUCACUUUUAGAAACUUGGGAGAUUGAGGCACACAGUAGCAGAAUAUCUAUGAGUGGCGGAUUGAUACUAGCUGGAGUGGGGUUGGCUGCGGCUGGAUUUGGUGCGCGUUAUUUGCUUCGAAAUCAAGCAUUGAUCAAGAAAGGACUCGAAGCUCUUCCCGGAGGUGUGUUCGACAAAUAUCACCGUGGUGGGUUUGAACCAAAGAUGACAAGGAGAGAAGCUGCCAUGAUUCUUGGAGUACCAGCUACAGCAAAGCCGAAUCGGAUUAAAGACGCUCACAAGCGUAUUAUGAUCGCUAAUCAUCCAGAUCGAGGUGGCUCACCAUAUAUCGCUGCUAAGAUAAAUGAAGCCAAGGAUUUAUUGGAGUCAUCGAAAAGUUGA